Molecule: messenger RNA, 1715 nt
Organism: Cajanus cajan (pigeon pea)
Lineage: Eukaryota; Viridiplantae; Streptophyta; Magnoliopsida; Fabales; Fabaceae
Biological process (GO): response to stress
Cellular component (GO): autophagosome; phagophore
Source: RefSeq, a predicted model, not a curated record
ACGAAGAGUACACGUGGGCAAGGUGGGGUCAGAAAAAGCUGAAUCUAUAGUGUGUACGUUUCCUUAUUCUGUUCCUCCUCGUACACUUCUUCACGGGUCACAAUUCCUCCCAGGGUUAUCAAACUGUUCCCAAGCUUUUCGUGUUCGAAUCUUCAUCUUUUUUUUUUUUUGGUCCCUUUGAGGAAAGCUAAGGAAUUUCUCAAUUGGGGUGGGACGUGACACCUUCUGCAAGUGUUUUCAUAAUUGAAUAUAACUACCUUGAAAUUGAGUGUUGAGACGAGUAAUUGCAACCUUAUUCUAAUCAGACAAUAUUAGAACAAAUUACUAUUCCAGAAAGGAUAUUAUGAUCACUAUGGAUGUAAAAGGCAUGAGAUGGGUUGGAAAUAUGUACCAGAAAUUUGAGAAUAUGUUCUUGGAGGCAGAAGAUGUCAUGUACGAGGAUACUGUUAAAUACAUAGAGAAUCAGAUGCAGGCUGUUGGGGAAAGUGUUAAAAAGUUCUAUUCAGAUAUUGUGGAAGACUUACUUGAAUCAGAUGAAGAGGUAGGCAUUGAAUUGCCUAUAGAUAAACAUGCUGAUGCUAGGUUCUAUAAGAAGCCAUUCCAAGUUUAUAAGGAAAGACAUGUAAAAGCUGAUACAAAGCAAACAACUGAGGAUUUAAGGAUUCACAAUGGUGUUGAUAAUUAUGCCAAACUUUUUGCUUCAUUUGAUCGGACUUCUGAGGCUGAUGCUUCAACAUCUUUGAGAAAUUCUGUCAAACAAAGUAAUUUUAGUUCGCCUUCAAGACAGUAUGCUGGAAGAAUGGAUGUUAACUCAAACAUUGGCAUUGAUGAAAAUCCAGUAAGAAAAGAAGUGGCUGCAACCAAGAUAAUCAAAGAAACCACUUUGGCAGAAGCAAAUACAUGCACGACAUUACAGUCUUGUGAGAUCUCAAGUGAAAAUCAAAAUCAGAAUCAUGGAGUUAGUGUUUCAAAGCCAGCUUCAACUGAAGUGACAAAUCUUGCUCCUGAAACAGACUGUUCUAAUGAAAUUGAAAAUGCUAGUACCGAACAAUUUCCUAAUGUUCAGGAAUUAGAUAAAUCUGCUGAAGAGAAACAGAUUGAUGCGAGUUCUUCCUGUUGUGUCCCUUUUGCAGAGUCAGUUGACCAUAUAACCAUGCAAGAAGAUCAUAUGAAGCUUGAGGAAGCCUGUGUUAUGGUGAGUAGAGAUGAAAUUCAAUUACCUCCCAAAGCAGGUGGUAAUGCAAACAUUAACAAGAAAAAGACGCGGCGAGCAUUUUCUUUGUAUAAGAAAUCUGCAAGAAAGCAAGAGUAUAAAGAGCUUGCAGCAUGGCAUUUGAAAAGUGAAAAAGUAAAUGAAGAUUGCAUGGAGAAUUUAAAUCAAACUUUACCACACGAUCCAAAAAAACCACUGCUUUCUAGUAUGACUGAACCUGAGUGGGAGCUUCUCUAACUCUAUGUCAUAAUUUGGAUUCACUCAUUAGUCCCUGUGGAGAUUAAGAUGCCAUACUUGAAUUUUAAGAAUUAAGAUGCUGAAAUGAUAUGAAUUCAUACAAUGUUUAUGCUAUUUAUAGUUCUUUUCUAGUUCCCAAGCUUCCCUACUCAACCUUUUUCUUUUUGCUGCUCACAGAAAAGAGGAAAGGGAACUUGUAAAUAGGCCACUCAAAUGAGAACCUCAAAUAGAAUAAUAAAUGAAACUGCUAUCUAUUUUAUGAAUA